CACAAGGUAGCAAGCGACCAAACCCAACUACUACGCGACGCACACAUUGCGCCAUCUCCUUCCCCGAUCACAAACGCGCACGGCAUUGUCACGAUCAACCUGCUAGUAGCUAGCUAGCCAUAUCCUUCAUGGACGCCAAGAAGAGAGCGCGCGGGGCGGAGAAGGCCGCAGUACGGCCCGUGACGCCAGCCGACCGCAGCUGCGACGCCGACGCCGACGCCGACUCCGACGCCACGCCGUCGCCGGCGCGGGCUGUGCGGAAGACGCCGGCACCCACCGCGGCGGCGCCACCACCACCACCGGUCGAUGACGACGACGAGCCCGUGGCGGCAGUGGAGGACAGCGGCGCCGGCGCCAGCGUCGAGGAGGAGGAGGACGACGACGAGCAGGUGGAGAGGUUCUACGCGUUGCUGGCCAACAUCCGGGCACUCAGGGGCCUGGUGCCGCCGCCGUACGCGGCUGCCGCCUCCACCUCCUGCGGCGGCGGCGACGCGGGCGCCGGCGGGGCGAGCUCGAGGAUGCGGCGGCCGCGGGGCGCGGAGCCGCCGUGGAGGCCGGCGUUCAGGAUGGAGGACUUCGAGGAGCCCGCCGCUCCGCCGCCGUCGACCAAGAGGAAGCGCGCAGCCUGCGCGGCGGACGACGACAGCGGCGAGAGCGCGAGCGGUGCUGCGCGCCCGGUCCUCGUCACCGCGUCGUCGCCGCCGCAAGCGGCGGUACGUCCCGACAGCGGCAGCUACAAGAAUUGACACCACCUGUCGCGCACGACCGUCCGGCCUGCCACUGCCAGCGUCUAACUCUAACCUCUUCUGCACGCACACAAAUCUAGUCAGGAAAAAAAUCUGCGAAAAGCCAGCGAAAUUCGGGAUGGAAUUUCCGUCUGAAAGAGCUGCCGGGCUUGCUGCCACGCGGUGGACGUCAACGACACGGCGACGAGGGGCCAUGUGAAACAUGCACUGUAGGGCGUGGGUCGGCUCGCCAUGUCGGUGGGGGUUCACGCGUGCAAUAAUUUCUUCAUGUGAUGCGCGCGGUGUUAUGGUCGUGACCCCAGCUGGUAAAAACUUGAAAUCUGGAGUGUCGAAAAGAAAAGGAAAAAAACCUUGCUCAUCA
Messenger RNA from Panicum hallii, 1107 nucleotides. RefSeq names its product NRR repressor homolog 2-like. The transcript has a single exon. Bases 129 to 746 code for a protein of 205 amino acids. Lineage: Eukaryota; Viridiplantae; Streptophyta; Magnoliopsida; Poales; Poaceae. Gene Ontology annotation, biological process: regulation of systemic acquired resistance. The record is from RefSeq and is a predicted model, not a curated record.